Populus trichocarpa (black cottonwood) is the source of this 1938-nucleotide messenger RNA. RefSeq names its product high mobility group B protein 13. The coding region runs from base 199 to 1716 and encodes 505 amino acids. Gene Ontology annotation, molecular function: DNA binding. NCBI's taxonomy places the organism in Eukaryota, Viridiplantae, Streptophyta, Magnoliopsida, Malpighiales, Salicaceae. The record is from RefSeq and is a predicted model, not a curated record. The transcript is spliced from 8 exons.
CCCCUGUUACCGGUCCAAUUACCCGUAAAUCAGAUUUCCGAUUCCGGACCUCAACCCCCUCUUAAAAACUUCGACAACUGAUUUGAAAUUCAAAAAUAUACUAGCCGUUGCGCUCCUCUCCUUCCUUCCUAUGUAAAACCUAUCCUCUCUCAAAUACCCUAAAUCUCUCUCUCUCUCUCUCAAAAUCGAGAUUCUAGAAUGGCAGAUACCGCUGUAGCCUCGACAGUUCCAAAAAAAUCAAGAAACAACAGGAAAGCUUUGAAACAGAAGAACCCAUCAACAAAUGAAUCCAAUAUAAUGGCUCAAAAGCUCUCUGAGACAUCUACUGCCACCGUUUUAUCUCCAUCGGAUGCUGAUCCUUCAAAAGAAAACCAUGCGAGUCAUUCUCAACCUCGGUCUUCACCCAAGAAAGGGAAAUCCAAGGCCGCGAAAGCGAAGCAGAAUAAAGAGGCUUCGGCUUCUUUGUUUGAGAAAGAUUUUCAAGAAAUGCAAGAAAUGUUGCAGCAGUUAAAGCUUGAGAAAGAAAAGACCGAGGUUUUGUUGAAGGAGAAAGAUGACAUGUUGAAGGCUAAAGAUGAGGAGAUUGAAAUGAAAGGUAAAGAACAGCAGAAGAUGAAGAUGGAGUUGAAGAAGUUGCAGAAGUUGAAGGAAUUCAAGCCCACCAUGACUCUCUCAUUUGUUCAAGCAAUGAAUGACAAGCAGCAAGACAAGAAGAAAAAGAAGGGUGGCAAUGAAAUCAAAAGGCCAUGCCCACCUUACUCACUUUGGUGCAAAGCUCAAUGGAAUGAGGUAAAAAAAGAAAACCCAGAUGCAGAGUUUAAGGAUAUCUCUAACAUUUUGGGGGCAAAGUGGAAGACCAUUACUGCAGAGGAGAAGAAGCCUUAUGAGGAGAAGUAUCAGGCUGAAAAGGAAGCCUAUCUGAAAGUAAUGACAAAGGAGAAGCGCGAGAGUGAAGCAAUGAAGCUUUUGGAAGAGGAACAGAAGCAGAAGACUGCUAUGGAAUUGCUUGAGCAAUACCUCCAGUUCAAGCAGGAAGCAGAUCAGGAAGAGAACAGCAAGAAGACCAAGAAAGAAAAGGAUCCAUUGAAACCAAAGCAGCCAUUGUCUGCAUUUUUCCUGUUCUGUAAUGAGAGAAGAGCCGCUCUCCUUGCAGAGAACAAGAGUGUUCUGGAGGUGGCCAAGAUUGCUGGUGAAGAAUGGAAGAACAUGACAGAAAAACGAAGGGGGCCUUAUGAAGAGGUUGCAAAGAAGAACAGGGAAAAGUAUAUGCAAGAAAUGGAGGCUUACAAGCAGACAAAGGAUGAAGAAGCUAUGAAUCUCAAGAAAGAAGAGGAAGAACUGGUGAAAGUCCAGAAACAGGAAGCAUGGCAGUUGCUUAAGAAGAAAGAGAAAACUGAAAACAUUAUCAAGAAAACCAAAGAGCAACGCCAGAAGAAGCAGCAGCAGAAUGUUGACCCUAACAAGCCUAAGAAGCCUGCAUCUUCAUUCCUUCUUUUCAGCAAAGAAACCAGGAAAAGUUUAAUGGACGAGCGCCCUGGAAUCAAUAAUUCCACCCUGACUGCAAUGAUUUCUGUGAAGUGGAAGGAACUUAAUGAAGAAGAGAGGCAAAUCUGGAACUCCAAAGCAGCUGAAGCCAUGGAAGCAUAUAAGAAGGAACUGGAGGAGUACAGCAAAUCUUUAGCAGCUGCAACUUCAAAUGACAAACAACAGCAGUAGUGGAAGGCUUGUUCCAUCUAAUAGAUGCUAACUCUUUUUGUCGAUGAUGUUCAAGUGUCUGGUGGUUGAACAUCAUUUUCUCUAGUUGUUGUUGAACUAGACUAUCAUUUUUAGGUUUGGUGGGGCUGCCUAUAUCAGGCUUGGCGUAAUCUUUCAGGGCGGGGGUUGUUUUCAUCCGCAAUUGGUCGCAAGUUAUGAUUGAAUCGAAAUGUUAUUUUAAAA